Molecule: messenger RNA, 891 nt
Organism: Miscanthus lutarioriparius
Lineage: Eukaryota; Viridiplantae; Streptophyta; Magnoliopsida; Poales; Poaceae
Source: the annotation of a GenBank genome assembly
AUGGCGGAUUUCUCACCGAACAACUCGCUCCUCCUCAAGAUGCCUAGCCACUCCCCAAACUUCUCAAGCCUCCUGUUCUACGGCCAGAACCAUGGCGAAGCAGCGCCUGCAAAUGCAAAUGCAGCAGCAGCAGCAGCAAUGGUGGAGAACGCUUCACUUGAGAGCUCUUCUGCAGUGGUUGACACCUCCCCACAGGACAGUGCAUCUCCAAUGGAGAGGAAGAGGAAGACUACAGAAGACAGUGCCACGCUGAGCUCUGCUCAAUCCAAGGAUUGCAAGCAGGAGAGCAAGAGCAAGAGGGGGAAGAGGCCCCACAAGGAGACUGAGGAGAAGAGCACCACUGAAGAUGAGGCCACCAAGGGGUACAUCCAUGUGAGGGCAAGGAGGGGUCAGGCAACAGACAGCCACAGCCUUGCAGAGAGGGUGAGGAGAGAGAGGAUUAGUGAGAGGAUGAGGAUGCUGCAAGCACUGGUCCCUGGUUGUGACAAGGUUACUGGAAAGGCCCUGAUUUUGGAUGAGAUUAUCAAUUAUGUGCAGUCCCUGCAGAACCAAGUUGAGUUCCUUUCCAUGAGGAUUGCCUCCAUGAGCCCAGUGCUAUAUGGGUUUGGACUGGACAGUGAUGGCCUCCAUGAUCACGCACAAAAGAUGGGAGGCAUGUUCCAAGAAGCUCUUGCAAUGCCAGGUCCAGUGAUGAGCCAAGCUAGCCCAGCUCCAUCUCAAGCCAUCAUGGACACCACCUCCACCACACCCUACCCACUGCAGGGCCAGGGUUCCAUCUCUUUCUCUCAGGAAAAUGGCAGCCCUUACCUGAUGCAGGAAGCAGUGGGGGAGCCAACAAGGCAGGAGCUGCUCAACCAGCUGGUGUUCAACCAUAUGUGCUCUUUCCAGUAG